UAAAUCUAGGGUUCGGUAGUCGAUAAUAGUUCUAGAUCUAGAAUAAUUAUCGGUGUACCAAUAUAAUGAGUCUGUCUUCCCGAAAAAAAGAAACAAGUAUAUGCGUUUAAACGCCUACAGUUUUAUCCACAAGAUAUUUGUCUUAGAUUUGAUCGAUUUUUACCAUCUUUUUCUAUCACGGACCCUGUAUUGCGGAUGACUCAUCCCUUUCGGUAGCUUUUCACCAUUUUUAUUGUAGGAUAAGUGCAAGUCAUAAAAAAGUUCCAAAGUGAAGAGACUUUUCAGGUUAAACGACAGUAUGCAGCACGAUAGUUUGAAACCCUAUUGCCGUAAAUAGCUCAAAUGAGUAGCUUGUGUUAGACUUUUUCAACAGAAGGGGCUAUCUCACGUCAGCUCAACUCAAAGGGGCACACAACGCCAACACCCGAAGAACGGGCACCAGCUUUUAGGCGUGCUCUUAUAAUUACAGCGCGCUCCUUGCUACACAUGGUAAUGGUUCAGUGCCGUAGAAAUGUACACGAGCCUGAAGGUUUUCGACCACAUUCCCAUUCCCAAUGGUGUCUCGCAGUAAACGAAACUUAUGUCCUCCUAUGUUAUCUCAAUUAAUGCUCGACUACGUUGGGCAGUUUCUCAAGGUGUAUUUUACGAUUUCAGAUUAUUUCCUAAUCGAUACCUACAGUGGCUUAAUCAUACUCGUGAAACAGCUGACAAUAGGUUAGCUACAUUUACACUUAGUCCACCGAAAACAACAAACGUUUAAACUCAGAUUUUGUCCUGUCAAGAGGCUGGAAUCCAAAAAUCGCUACAGAUUUUUGUUUCAUAGAUUGGCAUGUAAGGCCUAUUGCCGGACUGUAAGGCCUAUUGCCGGACUCGCAGAAAGCUUUCCUAAUGCUCCUAUUACUUUAUUAUUGUGUGUUGUACUUUACCACUUCGGAAACCUACGCCCUGUGACAAUCACCUGAUGAAUUGAGAACGAGCAGAGCAGCCUUUCUAGAUAAUUUGCACAGCAGUCAGCUAUCUCCGUCAAUCAUCUACGGCGAACGCCCAAAGAGACUCUUCAGCCAAAAUGGAAAGGAACGAACAGGUGGAAUUGAAGAAGGAGAUCGGUCUUCUUUCUGGUGUACUGAUGGUAGUAGGCACUAUUAUUGGCUCAGGAAUAUUUGUAUCCCCCAAGGGGGUGUUUCAGCAUGCGGGUUCUGUAGAGGUCGCUUUGCUCGUUUGGGCGUUAUGCGGCCUAUUCUCAUUAUGCGGUGGAAUCUGCUAUGCUGAGUUGGGUACAUCAAUUCCCAGAAGUGGUGGCGACUACGCGUAUACCCUCGAGGCGUUCGGGCCGCUACUGGCCUUUUUAAGGCUUUGGAUCACGGUCAUAAUUGUUCAGCCGGCCACCCUUGCCAUUCUAUCGCUCGCGUUCGCAACGUACCUUAUAAAACCAUAUUACCCAGACUGCGAGCCGCCGGAUACUCUUCUGCGACUUAUCGGCAUACUCUGUUUACUGCUGCUGACGUAUGUCAAUUGCCGUAGCGUGAAACUUGCUGUGAAGGUUCAAGACUACUUCACAACCGCUAAGUUAAUCGCAUUGGUACUUAUUAUUGCAACCGGAUUAUAUCGCAUUUGCACAGGUCAUACUGAACACCUUGCAAACCUAUUCUCGGAUACAACUGUUAGUCCUGGUGGCCUUUCACUUGCUUUUUAUUCAGGACUCUUUGCUUACGGAGGUUUCAACAAUUUAAACUAUGUUGCCGAGGAACUGCAUAACCCAAAAAGAAAUUUACCGCUGGCUAUUUACAUCGGAGUAUCAAUCGUCACGGUCGUGUAUGUUUUGACCAACAUAGCAUAUUUCACAGUAAUUUCGCCGGAGGAGAUGCUCAAAUCACCUGCUACUGCCGUGACAUUUGCGCACAGAAUGUUUGGCCCAAUGGCCUGGACAAUGCCUGUAUUCGUUUCACUAUCGAUUUUCGGAGGCCUUAAUGGAAUUAUGUUCACCAUCUCAAGACUAUUCUUUAUUGGAGCUCACGAGGGUCACUUACCGGCUUUCGUCGGCAUGAUCAACGUGCAUCACCUUACGCCGACACCUCCGAUUCUUCUAUCGACCGGUAUCACCCUUCUAAUGUUUAUAACAUCGGACAUUUACGCUCUGAUCAACUAUCUUUCGUUCAACUACUGGCUCUGGGUGGGCAUCUCGAUUCUUGCCCUUUUGAAGCUAAGGCACUUGAAACCGGAUCUUCCGAGGCCUAUUCAGGUAAACCUGAUUUUUCCAAUCUUGUUUCUACUUAUGUGCGUUUUCCUAACGGUGAUGCCCCUCUACGAAACACCGUUGAAGAGUGGGUUGGGCGUCCUCAUCCUCCUAAGUGGAAUCCCAGUUUAUUACCUCCUUGUGAAGCCAAACAAGAAUCUAAUCGGUCUUAGAAAUAUAUCUGCUUAUUUUACAAUCCAAAUGCAAAAGCUACUUGUAGUUGUACCUCCAGAAAAAGAAGCCGGUCUAUGAAGUCGCCUGAGCAUACAAGGAUCACCGUUCAAAUAGGUCAUAUACUAUACAUAGUGAUAAAUCGAAGUGUUCACGAUCCUAUUUAUAGGUGUACAUUGAAUCGUAUAAAUCCUCAAACGUGAAAAAAAUUUAAUGAUGGUAAGUGCAUUUUUAUGAACAUGUUGUAUAAUACGCUGCAUAGACUUAGCAUCUGGUUGUGACCCCUGUAACUAGUCGAUGCAUACAACCAAUGAACAAAUGAGAUGCUGGAAAGUUGUAAAUGAAAUUAACUCAUAGUUCCAUAGAAUGCCACUGGAAAACACGUUGAACGCCAAAAAGCAGCGCCAAUUAUGUUUAAAGCCCAAAGUUAUGCUCUAUUUUUGUAUGCCGGACGUGAGAGCAAAUAUUGGUGAAGAUUAUACUAUACAUACAUCGAAAAUUUCGCCUAUGUCAUCUGUCAAUGCGAAUAAACGAACGGAUGUUUAGAGAACCAUUAUCUCUCAGUGUUACUACUUCCUGUGUCUUCCGAGUAUCCAUUAUUAACUAUAUCUUAUCAUAUGCCAGCCAUAUUCACAGAAGAUUCGAUCAAGUCUUGUACAUGAUAUGAUGUUAACUUAUGAUAUUCGACACUAAUAAAGUGAUAAAGUUAUGGUUAUGUUAUAUUU
Molecule: messenger RNA, 3129 nt
Organism: Varroa destructor (honeybee mite)
Lineage: Eukaryota; Metazoa; Arthropoda; Arachnida; Mesostigmata; Varroidae
Product: Y+L amino acid transporter 2-like
Biological process (GO): amino acid transmembrane transport
Cellular component (GO): membrane
Molecular function (GO): L-amino acid transmembrane transporter activity
Source: RefSeq, a predicted model, not a curated record